Molecule: messenger RNA, 2427 nt
Organism: Vitrella brassicaformis
Lineage: Eukaryota; Vitrellaceae
Source: the annotation of a GenBank genome assembly
CCAGACCAGGUCGCCAAAAUGACGAUGCGGUAAGCUGGGAGGGUGUACAGGGUCACACACGAGGCAGGCGCGGUCGACAUCUGCCAUUUCACGGCUACACAUCGGAGCCAGUAGCGAAGGACGGGCAGAUCUGGUGGAGGGAGGGAGGGCAGACAGCCAGGGAUGGGAGCACCACAGACAGCAAGGGAGGAAGGGAGAGGGCGGCGGCAGCGUCAGAUCAGCGUGCAGCCCGCUUUCUGGGUGGCCGACAUUUUCACGAGCUGAUGUGCCCUCUCUGUCUGUGUGUGUGUGCCCCAUGCCCUGCAGGCCAACGGUGACGGUGUACGACCUCUCCGGAGAGUCGCUCGACAAGACGGUCAAGACCCCCGCGGUGUUCGGUUCGCCCAUCCGUCCCGACCUUGUGCGUGAGGUCCACCGUGACGUCAACAAGAACAAGCGUCAGGCCUACGGCGUGGUGCUCGAUGCCGGCUACGGCUCGUCGGCCGAGUCGUGGGGCACUGGCCGUGCCGUGGCGCGCAUUCCCCGUGUGCCGGGCGGCGGGACCCACCGCAGCGGUCAGGGUGCGUUCGGCAACAUGUGCCGCGGUGGAGGGAUGUUCAAUCCCAACCCCACCUGGCGACGAUGGCACCGAAAGGUACAGGAGGGAGCAAUCCAGGAGGAGAGGGGAAUGGGAUGUGGUGUGUUGUCUUGUGUGCGUCAGGUGAACGUCACCAAGAAGCGUCACGCGGUGGCUUCUGCGGUUGCUGCCACCGGUGUGCCGCCCUUGGUGAUGGCCCGAGGACACCGGAUCGGCGACAUCCCAGAACUGCCACUCGUCAUCGCCGGUAAGCAACCACUCCCAGAAGGCCACACACACACACACACAGACAGACAGAGAGAGAGAGACGCAGAGAGACGCAGGAGCAGACAGACAAGCUGGAUUGGUGUUGGUGGAUAUCACACACCUGAAUGUUGUGUGUGUGCGCUUCAGACAAGGUGCAGGACGUUGCCAAGACCAAGACGGCGAUGGAGUUCCUCAGCAAGGUGGGCGCCACCAACGAACUCGACAAGGUCAAGGAGUCCAAGAAAGUCCGAGCGGGCAGAGGUAGGCACACACCCCAAACACACACACACACACACAUGCGGUCGUUCGUUGUGUCAGGCAAGCUGCGCAACCGUCGCUAUGUGCUCCGUCGCGGCCCCCUGGUCGUCUACGAGAAGGACAACGGCAUUGUGCGAGCCUUCAGGAACAUCCCUGGUGGGCAAACACACACACACGCGCGGCACCAGCCCACCUUGUGCCCAUGUGGUCUGUCUGUCUGUCUGUCUGUGUGUGCAGGUGUUGAGUUGUGUUCGAUCGACCGUUUGAAUCUGCUCCAGCUCGCACCCGGCGGCACCAUCGGCCGAUUCGUCAUCUGGUUGGUCCAUGCAUGCGACAGAGGCAGACACAGACAGACAGACAGACGGACGGACGGACGGAUGUGUGUCGGCUGCAGGACGGAGUCUGCCUUCUCCAAGCUGACACCUCUGUUCGGCACCUACAGGUGAGCCGCCACAACACAAUACAACACAACACACCACACGGCACCACACAGUACACUCACCGUCCACCUACGCCUUCAUGCGUUGGCUGCGUGCGUAUGUGUUGUCACUCAAUCAGGUCUGGUAGUGUGCUCAAGAAGGGUUACCACCUGCCCCGUCCGGCUUUGGGCAACGCCGACCUGGCCCGCCUGAUCAACUCGAGCGAGAUCCAGUCGGUCGUCAAGCCCAUGCGGAUGGCGCCCAAGCGCACCGGCAUGCGCAAGAACCCCCUCAAGAACCUGUAAGCCACACACAGGGUGGAUUCGUGGAUGGAUGGGCCAUGGUUGGCUGUGUGUGUGGUUCGUUCAGGAGCGUGCUGGCUCGUUUGAACCCUGCGGCUCUGGAGAAGAAGGCCCUGGCCCGCCUGCAGCAGACCGAGGGCACUCCCGAGGUGCGUGCGCACCCACACACACACACACUCUGAAUGGCAUCGGACCAGCCAGGAGGGACACAUCGCAACACAUUGCCUAUGUUGUGUGACUGCGUGCCUCUUGUUUAGCGUGAGGCGUUGCUGAGCCAGAAGCGUGCUCGCGAGGAGGCCGCCAAGGAGUUCGACGCCGUCGACGAGAAAUACCGACAGGAGGUGCGUACCUAACCUACACAGAUGCACAGACAGACACACUGACGGACACGAGGGUCUUCAUGUGUGUGGGUGUGUGUCUGUGUGUGUGUGUGCAGAUGAUGGACGCCUUCAACACCUAUGCAGAGGGCCUGCCCCUGAAGAAGCAGAAGGCCGGCCCGGGCGAGGCCGCCGAAGAGGCCGACGAGGAGGGCGACCAGGAGGAGGAGGACGAGGAGUAAAUCAAUCGAUCAAGCAAGGAAUGAACCUCACUCACAGGCACACACCCAUACAUGCAGACAAGACGG